AUGAACUAUGCACACACGAUAAUCCUAGCAAUAAUUCUGGUAACCCUCUUCUGUUGCUUCUUCGGGUGGUGCCUGAUGCGAAGUUGCCGGCGCGUCAUCGACGCCGAGAUGCACGAAUUGGAGUGUCAACGGGAGGAGUGCUCGACUGUGAAGAGUGCUCGUGGGGCGAGCAGUAAAGUGAAUAGCAAAGCGGGCAGCAAGGCGAGCAGCAAAGCGAAUAAAGCGAGCAAGGCGGGUGGGAGUGGGGCAAAGUAG
Bipolaris victoriae FI3 is the source of this 255-nucleotide messenger RNA. RefSeq lists its product as hypothetical. Lineage: Eukaryota; Fungi; Ascomycota; Dothideomycetes; Pleosporales; Pleosporaceae. Bases 1 to 255 code for a protein of 84 amino acids. The record is from RefSeq and is a predicted model, not a curated record. The transcript has a single exon.